Fundulus heteroclitus (mummichog) is the source of this 6827-nucleotide messenger RNA. It is a transcript of the gene ncam1b, whose product is annotated as neural cell adhesion molecule 1b. Gene Ontology annotation, cellular component: axon; plasma membrane. The record is from RefSeq and is a predicted model, not a curated record. The transcript has 24 exons. Lineage: Eukaryota; Metazoa; Chordata; Actinopteri; Cyprinodontiformes; Fundulidae. The coding region runs from base 309 to 3971 and encodes 1220 amino acids. Gene Ontology annotation, biological process: dendrite self-avoidance; homophilic cell-cell adhesion; axon guidance. Gene Ontology annotation, molecular function: cell-cell adhesion mediator activity.
CGGAGUGAUUCGCGCUUGUGAGCAGGCUUCACUUGUCAGUCAGACUUUGAACUGUGCACUGGCGCUCAUCGCUGCUUAUCUCUGACCGCUGCUUGUCAUCAAAGACGCUGGCCACUGACACUUACCAUCGACGAGCUCAGAUGUAAAGAUUAGGAUGAACAGUAGCUAAGAGACAGAGGGAGAGAGAUCGAGAGAGAGAGGGGGAGAAAAAAAAGAGGGAAACCCGGAUAGCAGCACUGUAAAAAGGAGCAGAGCGGGGAUUAAACGUUCGCUACGCCGUUUAACGUUCACGUUACUCGGGAGUUGAGAUGGUCCAGACCAGGGAUGUUUUUUUAGCCUUGCUUCUGGUGGGCUGUGCAGUUUCACUGGAGGUCCAGAUCACACCUGCCCAUGGGGAGAUCAGCCUUGGAGAGUCCAAAUUCUUCAUGUGUGAUGUGGUAGGCGUUGCCAAACAGAUGGACUGGUAUGGCCCAAGUGGUGAGCGGAUAGACCCAAAUAGACCAGACUUGAUGGUAACCCGCAACGAUGAGUCAUCCUCCACCCUCACAUUUUAUGAAGCUAAGACUGACAGCGGCGGGACGUACAAGUGUGUCGCUACCAACGGGGACCAGCGAGCGGAGGCAACCAUCAAUGUGAAAAUCUUCCAGAGGAUAACCUUCACAAACGCCCCGUCUCCUCAAGAAUUUAAUGAAGGCGACAACGCGAACAUCGUCUGUGACGUCACCAGCUCCCCUCUACCCACUGUUUUUUGGAAAUAUAAAGGAGCCAAAAUACAGAUGGAAAAAGAUGUUCGUUUCAAGGUACUAGGCAACAAUCACCUUCAAAUCCGUGGCAUAAAGAAGACCGAUGAGGGCAUGUACAUGUGUGAAGCUCGCCUCAUGGCCCGCGGCGAGAUUGAUCUGCGUCCCAUCAGCGUUGUGGUGAAUGUUCUCCCAACCAUCAGAAUAUGGCAGUCAGAAGUGAAUGCCACUGCAGACAUUGCACAGCCUGCCACGUUGACCUGUGCCGUUGACGGCUUCCCUGAACCCAUGGUGACCUGGAUAAGGAAUGGAGUUGAACUCAGAGAUGAAGAGAAGUACAGCUUUAAUGAAGAUGGUUCAGAAAUGACUAUAAUGGAUGUUACCAAACUGGAUGAAGGGGAGUACACGUGCAUCGCCAAGAACAAGGCUGGAGAGAGUGAGAAGGAACUCAGUCUGAGAGUGUUUGUUAAACCCAAAAUCACAUACAUAGUGAACCGGACUGCUACGGAGAUGGAGGAGCAGGUAACUGUGACUUGCGAGGCAUCUGGAGAUCCAACCCCAACCAUCAGCUGGAGCUACGGUGAGCAAGUCUUUGCUGAAGGAGACCAGGCACAUCUAAACAGGAUCUAUCAGGCAUCAUGGACUCGGCCUGAGCAACACAAGAGCCCAGAUGGAAAUGUAGUAGUAAGGAGCGAUGCUCGUGUGUCCUCCCUCACUCUGAAGUAUGUCAAGUAUACAGAUGCUGGUCAGUAUUUCUGCAAAGCACGCAGUGCCAUUGGAGAGGAUGAACAAACUGCUUUUCUGGAGGUUCGAUAUACGCCUAAGAUCCACGGGACUGUUGCGGUUUACACCUGGGAGGGAAAUCCGGUCAAUAUCAGCUGUGAGGUCAAGGCCUUCCCCACCGACGUGUCAAUCUUUUGGCUGAGGGAUGGAAUACAGCUUCCAAACUCAAACACCACCAACAUCAAGAUCUUCAGAACUCCUUUAUCCAGCUACCUACAGAUUACACCCGAGUCUGAAAAUGAUUUUGGGAGCUACAACUGCACCGCCUCAAAUGAGAUGGGCACCGAAUCCAAAGAGUUCCUGCUCAUUCAGGCUGAGGUCCCAUCAGCUGUAGUCAUCGAUGAGGUGAGGCCUUUCUCCACCACCGCUCUGAUCACGUUCGUGGAGCCUGAAUCUACUGGAGGCGUUCCUGUUCUGAAGUACAAAGCUGAGUGGAGGAUGCAGGGAAGGGGCGGCUGGAUGCAGAAAGUCUACGAGGUCCAAGAUGGCUUCAUCAAUGAAGUGACAAUUAAGGGCCUGAAGCCAGAGAGCCGCUACGAGGUGAAGCUGUCAGCCAUUAAUGGCAAGGGGGAAGGAGAGAGCAGCUCCACCGAGUUCUUCAAGACGGAGCCUGUUCCCCCCCUUAACAAAAACGACCUUUUUCAUUUUUUCACUGACAGCACAGAAGGAAAUCCUAAUCCUCCCAAACUUGAAGGGUCACUGCAGCCUAAAGGCAACUCCCUCAAAGUCAGCUGGAUUAAGCAGGAUGAUGGCGGAUCUCCCAUCCUGCAUUAUCUCGUGCGCUACAAACCAAUCCAGGCGUCAGACUGGAAGCCCGAAAUCCGGAUGCCCAGCGUCAGCGAUUACGUCGUCCUGCGCGGACUAGAGUGGGACACAGAGUAUGAUGUGUACGUGGUGGCUGAGAACCAGAAGGGGAAGUCGCCACCUGCAAGCAUGUCCUUCAGGACAUCUUCAGAGCCAGAGGCCAUUCCAGAUCUGGGCGACGAGGGACCGUUCUCCAUGAACAUCAUGCUCUGGGCAGGAAUCCUUGUUGUAGUAUUUAUACUGCUGCUGCUAGCAGUGGAUGUCACUUGUUACUUUGUCAACAAAUGUGGCCUUAUCAUGUGCCUGUGUGGAAAAUCAGGCACAGGGACUAAAGGGCACACUUUGGAGGAAGGCAAAGCUGCUUUUGUGAAAGAUGAGUCCAAAGAGCCCAUAGUGGAAGUCAGAACGGAGGAUGAGUGCACAGCCAAUCACAACGCAGCUGGACCCAUGGAGCCCAAUGAAACCACACCUCUCACAAAGCCAGAGCUGGUGGCUUCUCUGGCACUGGACACCCCCUCCUCCGUAGCCACCAACUCUGACACAGCCACCGCAACAGUCGAUCCUGCUCAGGAAAGCCCCUCUAGCGAGACAACCACACUCACUUGCAGCCUGUCCACCCUGGCCAACGAGCCCUCGCCCACCCCGCUCACUGCUCCCGCCCCGACCCCCGAGUCCAACACCGCCCCGCCGACCCCCGUCAUCUCCUCGACGGCCGUCGAAGCUAAAAUGGGGCCGUUGCUUGAAGAGAGGGGGAGUAAGCCCCCGGAAGAGCCGGAAAAGACCAACAAUCCUCCUCCUACCCCCGAACAGUGUAGACCUCCGAAAUCUGGAACACCAAUCCCGCCGAAGCGCAGACACUCUCCUAAACUCGCCGCUCUGAACGCUAAGAACAGUCCACCAGUUUCCCCUCUCGCCGUUUCUUCUCCUCCCACCCCAGACGCCAAGAAACACGCGCCGAGCCCGCCGGUCGCCAAGCCGGCCCCACAGCCGAACACCGUAGCCUUAAGCAAAGAGUCGCCAGCGCAAACUGAAAAAAACGCCGCUCCUCCAAAGCCAGGCGCCGACUCUAAACCCGGUGUUCCAGAUCCCCCCGCAUACGGCUUUACUGCCUUUAGUCCAGACAAACCUACCGAUAAUAACAUCCCCACUACAAAACCGCCUCCCAGCGCCGCUCCUUCAGAUAUCCCCAAUGCUGCUGAAGACCCCCACGCUGAAAGUCCUGCCUCUCUAUUGGCAGACAUCCCCUCGCCUUUACCCAUCACUCCGAUCGCUUCAGCCGUUCCGAACGAUCUCCUCACGCCGAGGUCCGACCUGUACGACUUUACAGCUCCGGGCGCGGGGCACAAAAACCCAGGUUUAGAGUUAGAGCUGAGGAACGGCACAGGAAGACCCUCUCGGCCCCUCUCAGACCUGAUUAGCUUAGAGAGCCCGUCCGCGGCCCCCUCCCUGCCCAGUGGACGCGAAGCAGACUUCCCUCCCUCAGGCCAUGCUCUGGAGGCUUCAGAGACUCUCAAGACCGCUCCUCCUGUCAACGAUGAGAAGAUGUUUGCCGAUGAGAAAGGCAAACUGGAGGCGGGAGACACCCUGAUCUCUUCAGCUCACAACAGUGUCAUACAGACAAAUACGACAGAGAGCAAAGUAUGAUGGGCCAGCGGGGGGGAAACACAAACCCGAGCCGGUCAUACUUUUUCAGCGGCAGUGGCAGGAAAAGCGUUUGUUUUUUUAGUGCCCUUAACGCAUUUAACACCACACACACCUCCGUCCAUCCGUUUAGAGCGCACUUGGACGUCUUUCGUUUCUUAAAACGCUUACCGCACCCACAGAGUUUAUCUUUAGAUCAUAAGAGAUUUAUUUAUUUUCAAGUCUCAUUUUUAUUUAACCAGUCCGGACACUUUGAGUACAACUUGGACCGCCUCAUGAAUAUGUGAAACUUUAAACGUGCGUAGUUUUAACUGCGCACGAGUACUGGGUUAUUAUGAGAAAUGUAAAUGUAUGGGGAGGGGAAAAAAGGACUAUAUAUAGAAAUUAUUUUUCUUAUUUUAUUGUUCUAUUGUGCAAAUUUGAAACUGUUUAUUUUAUUUUUUUUAUUUGACUUUUUGUGGGCUAGUCUCUAAGUAGGUUGUUCUGCAUGUCUGCCCUGCAAGUGGUUGUAAAGUUUUCACUGUGUCUGUUACAGGGAUUUUUAAAGCUGGCAUCGAUUUAAACAAAGGCCCGACUUCAGUAUUUAGAUUAUGACCAUGCAGUGCCUUGCAAAAGUAUCCAAGUAUUCAGAACCCUGAACUUUUUCACAUUUUGUCAAAUCUCAGCCACCAAACCUCAAUAUAUUUCAUUGGGGCUUUUUGUGUUAGACCAACACAAAGUGACACUUACUGUAAUUGAGAAGUUGAAGAGAACUGAUACAAGGUGUUUACUUUUUUUUUUUUUUUUGCAAAUCCAAAUCUGUGUGGCAUUCAUUUGUACUAAGCCACCCUGGGUAAUACUUUGUAGAACCACCUUUGGCCGUUUUUACACAUCUUUGCUAAUUAGCUCCAGCUCAAUCAGAGCAUCUGUAAACGUCAGCCUCAAUUCUUUUCACAGAUUCCGAGUCUAAUUUUUAUUAAAAAAUUUUUGCAGGCCUUUCUAACACAGAAAUGGGAUUUAAGAUAAACCACUCCAAGGUUUAGGGUGAAUGUUUAGGGUCGUUGUCCUGCUAGAAGGAGAACCUCUGCUCAGGUCUCGAGAGGUUUUUUAACCUCUAAUUGGUUUUCUUGCUGAAUUGCGCUGUAUUUAUCUCCGUCCAGCUUCCCAUCGAAUCUGACCGGCGUCUCUGCCCCUGCUAAAGAAAAAUCCCCACAGCAUGAUGCUGCCACCACUGUCUUUCACAGCGGACGCAGUGUGUUUGGGAUUUUUUCCACCACACGGGUUUUGCCUGCAGAGGAAAACGUUCAUCAGUAUCGUUUGACCAGAGCUUCUUAUUUCAAAUCUUUUCAGUUUCCCAUUUCCAGAUGAUGGAUCGAACAGCGUGUGAAAUGUUCAAAGCUUUGGGAUAUUUUUUUUUUUUUCAUAACCCAACUCUGCUUUAAUCUUCUCCACAGCUUUUUUUCCCCUGACCUGUCUGCUGUGUCCAUUUUUUCUUUAUACUGCUCUUUAUUCUCUAAUGUUCCCUAGUAAACCUCUGAGGCCUUCAUAGAACAACUAGAUUUAUACUGAGUUUAAACUAAACACCGGUGGCUUCCGAAAGCAAUCGAUCCCGCUGAAUUUAAUCAGGGGCUGUGUACAAAUGCACACCUAAUAUUUUCUGAAUUUUGUAAGUGAAACAUGUUUUGAAAGCCUCAUAUCCCUUUACCUUCCAUUUUUCGGAAUGACGAACAACUCUGUGUUCAGUUACAAAAACCCCAAUAAAAUACGUUAAAGUUUGUGGGUGUGCUGGGACAAAAUGUGAAGAACUUUAAGAGGUAUUAACACUUUGCAAGGCACAGUGUUUGUUUUAGUAAAAACAAUAAAAAAAAACAGAAAAAGCUACCGCUGCAGGAGGGAGAGAUGAGUUUCCGUGAUACUUCAGUGUGCAUGAUUAGAUCAGAUCUGGACCAAUUUGUCAAAUUUAUUCUGUCACUGCCUUACUAUAGUGCUGUUAAAUAUUCACAAUACCAUGCAUUUAACAAAAAAAGAAGCGUGUUGAGGGUACAAAGGAAAACAAACAAACAAAAAAAAAAGCCAACAGGACAGUUGUUAUAAAGCCAAGUGUUGAACUGUGGAACAAGUGAAGGUCACGUGACCUCCGGCUAAAUAAUAACACGCGUUUGUUUGGAGGACAAAUAUCGGGUUUUCUUCCUGACAUUUACGCAAAACAGAGCUCUGGUUAUAUAGUUUGGGAUUUGCAAAAAAAAUAAAUACAUAAAGAGCAUUUUUGUACUAUUUAAGAACUUAAGAAAAAAAAAAAUUUCUGUCCAUUCCUGCCUGAAAGCUUGUGCACUGUACCCGUGUGUCGGUAGACUGUCUCGUCAUCAGUUUGUAUGAUAACCUGUAUAGCUCUGUUGUUAUGGGAGGGGCCUAUUUUUUAUUUGGUGUAAUAGUAGACAAAAAGUGCAACACGUGGACUAAUGUGGUCAUUAUAACAAGUGUAGUGUAUAAAACUGUCCGUCUCUGGUCACAGCACUAUAUAUCGCCAGCUAUAGUGAGGGAAGGUGUUUUGAGCCUUGGCAUGAACUCAGUGCUUCAUAACGUAUAACUACAAGGUACGUAUAUGUGCCUGUGUCUAGUAAAGAGAAAACUCUUCUCAUAUUGAUUCAAUGUGUGUUCCCUGGGGAGCUUGUUCUGGCAUAAUUACGUCGUUUUUUUUUUUAUUAUUAUUUCUAUUCUCUGUGUUCUCUGGUGUGCUGUUUGGAUUUAUUUAUUUUUUUUUUUUGUCUUUUGUAUAAAAAUCACUCACCAAGAGCAGCUGCCUGAUGAGAGGAGCCCGUUGGCAGGAGCCACCUGUGCAAGAGGAAUAAAUCUUUUUUUUUUUUUUUUUUUUUUUUUUUU